This is a messenger RNA of Chaetomium globosum CBS 148.51, 615 nucleotides long. RefSeq lists its product as uncharacterized. NCBI's taxonomy places the organism in Eukaryota, Fungi, Ascomycota, Sordariomycetes, Sordariales, Chaetomiaceae. The record is from RefSeq and is a predicted model, not a curated record. The coding region runs from base 1 to 615 and encodes 204 amino acids. The transcript is spliced from 4 exons.
AUGCCGAUGUCAAGCGACGAGUUUCUUGCUAUCCAGUAUGAUGCUCUCCGGGCGGCCAAACUUGGGCCAGGCUCGGUGGCAACCAACACCCCGCGGCACCUGCAAAACAUUUGGAAUUGCUCGUGGGUGGGAGGAAGACGCGAGCUGCGCGGUGCCGGCAGCUUACUCUACCCGAAGGAGGAACGGACACGGCAAGGCAUGCUUGGCAACGAGCUCUCGGGAUCCCAGCACCUCUCGCGCGAGAUACAGAUACCCCAACGCAACCCCCUUCGCGCGACACAACACAACCGAGAAGCCGCAUGGAUGACACCUCCCUUGAUGUGGCCCGCGCAUACUCGCCAUGGUCCCUCGGACCGGUGGUCUUUUUUGUCGGCUGAAACUGAAGGAGACCUGACUCCUGUUCAUCCAUCGCCGGGGAUUCUGCAAGAUCUGUUUCCUCUUCCCUGGGUCGUGGUUGAGUGCCCGUCCCCCAGAACGGAUCAUGGGUCAGUAAAACACACCAAAAGCGGGCCAAGCUCUGCCCGCAUCCCCGGAAUGCGCCAUCGACCAUCACCCAUCACCGGGCAGCGUCUCCCCACCACGACCCUCACCUCCUCGCCCGAUGCUUUUUGGUAG